AUGGUAGAACCACCCUUUUCCUUAGUCGUUGUGUUUGUUUUUCUUAUUCUUAUUUUUUUCCUUUACUUUAGUCCACAGAAAGUAUUGAUUGUUUCUGUCAAUGAAUGUGCAAGCCAGGAUGACCUGAUUUCCAAUCCAUCACAAGAUCAGGAUAGCUAUUGCGAGCAUGAGCAACUGAAUCAUAAGGAAAGCAUUUCUACUCCACACUGUCCAGAGCAACUAGUGACUCCCACUGUCAAUGCACCAGCAAGUGGGGAUGACCGCAUUUCUGAUCCAUCUCCAGUUGAGAACGGCUAUUGCGAACGUGAGCAAGUGGACAGCUUAUUAGCUCCACACAGUCAAGAGCAAAUACUGACUCCCACUGUCUAUGAACCAGCAAGUGAGGUUGACCUGACUUCCCAUCCCCAACAAGUUGAAGAUGGCUACUGCGAGCAGGAGCAGCUGAAUCCUGUGGAAAGCAUUGCUGCUCCACAUAGUCCGAAACAACCAGCGGCAACAAAACAAAAAAGGAAAUACAGGAUAAUCCCACCGAGUGCCUGCAGAUUGUGCCAAAAAGAAAUUAAGGGCCAAUGUCCUGCAUGUCAGAUGAAGGAAUUUAAGCGGUUAUUAAGAGAGGAAGAUAAGCAACUGCGGAGUGUCAUGAGGCACCAAGCAAAAUAAACAAGAUACAACUGUCAAUACAAAUGUUUAAAAAGAGA
Daphnia magna is the source of this 698-nucleotide messenger RNA. RefSeq lists its product as uncharacterized. The coding region runs from base 1 to 660 and encodes 219 amino acids. The record is from RefSeq and is a predicted model, not a curated record. The transcript is spliced from 5 exons. NCBI's taxonomy places the organism in Eukaryota, Metazoa, Arthropoda, Branchiopoda, Diplostraca, Daphniidae.